AUGCCAGUGCAUCCAGCCCUCCUCAAGACACUCAACCUGCUCACCUUUAUCGGUGCAGUCUCGACCAUCGUCUACAACCGCAAGUUCAUCACCGAGGAACUCGGCCAGCGCCCCAACUACCUCUCCAACUCCCCCGUCGGAUACAUCAUCCCCGCCAUCAACUGGUUCCUCCUCGGAGGCUUUACCCUCGUCCAAUGGCUUGAUUUUGCCCACGAUGUUGUCGUCGAGGCCAUCGACUGGAACCUUUCAGCCUCUAACCUCAUCAUCGCCUCCUGGGUUCUGUCCUGGAAAUACGACUGGUUGGUGGUGGGCCAAAUCCUGUUGGUCAUCAACGCGGUGCUUAUCUGGAGACUCUACGUCAAGAUGCGCGUCUUCACCGCAACCAACUUGAUCGAUUACGCCUUUGUCCACGUUUCCUUCUCUCUCUACACCGGCCUCGUCUGGCUCGAUGUCUUCCAAAACUUCUUUGCCGCCUUCACCAACAAGGAUGGUGGUCCCGACUCCUGGGCUGCCAUCGGUGCUGCUUUCGCCAUUUUUAUCCUCUUGGCCAUUGGAAACUACCACGCAGAGUUCUCCAAGGAUCCAGACUCGUGGUCUGGCGCUGCCAUUGCCUUGAUGCUUCUGAGCAUCGGCAUUGAGCAGGGAAGCGCAGUUCCCAUUGUCCAGAUCACCAGCUUGGUCAGCUUUGGUUGGUUGGUCGGAGCUCUUGCCCGUCGUGGGAUCAACAACGUGGCUCUCUGGCACGAGCGCGCCCAGGAUGACAUCUCUGUCGGCGAGAGACGCGGUCUCUUGGGAUAA
Messenger RNA from Linnemannia hyalina, 798 nucleotides. The record is from the annotation of a GenBank genome assembly. Lineage: Eukaryota; Fungi; Mortierellomycota; Mortierellomycetes; Mortierellales; Mortierellaceae.